AUGGGAAAAUUAUUCCAAAGCCUGUUUCUUGCAGUUACCGUGUUUAUUCAACUGAAGAGCAAUGGUGCUGUAGUGGAGGCUGGAGAUACUCUUUUGCUGGGUUCCUCGCUUACUGGAAAUCAGACAAUUAUUUCAAAGAAUGGCACAUUUGAGCUGGGAUUCUUCAGUCCAAAUGGAAACAACUGGUAUAUUGGCAUCUGGUAUGCCCAAUUACAAGAGAAGACGUCUGUUUGGGUGGCUAACAGGGAGACUCCAGCAAGAAACCGGUCGGGCGUUUUGAAGCUCUCACGAGAAGGUAAUCUGAUACUGUUCGAUGCAGAGGGCGCAUCUCUUUGGUCAGUCAACACAACAAACAAGGCCUCCCGAGCUGUGAUAUUGGAUUCUGGUAAUUUUCUAGUUAUGAGAAAUGGGAAUAAAUCUGAAACUAUUUGGCAGAGUUUCGACAAUCCCGUCGAUACCUGGUUGCCAGGGAUGGUAGUUGGUGGAGAGCGAAAGCUAGUCUCUUGGAAAAACUCAUUGGAUCCUGCUCUAGGGCUUUUUUCCUUACACACGAAUCUAUCUGGGGCCAAACAAUUCGUGCUGACAUGGAACAAUACUGUACAGUAUUGGGAGAGCGGGGCUUGGGACGGCAAAAUUUUAAGUGGAAUUCCAGAACUUGAAAUCAAACAUCUCGCUAAUUUCAGCUUUGAAAGUAAUAGCUCAGGUUUGUUUCAAACCUAUACAUUGAUUCCUCCCUUCAAUGCACUCGUACGUCUCGUCCUGACUAAGACCGGACAAGUGCAUAUGUAUCUAUUCGAUGGCAGUAACUGGACCAUGACUUGGUCUUUGCCCAGAGAUGGUUGCGCUGUAUAUGGUCCUUGUCGUGCGUACGGAGCCUGCGAGUCUAGAGAUCUCCAAGUCUGUAGCUGCGUGGAAGGCUUCAAACCCACAGACAAUCGCGCCUGGCUCUCGCAAGAUUGGGCAUCCAGUGGCUGUAUUCGGCAGAGCCCGUUAAACUGCAGCACUGACGGAUUCAUCGACAUUGAUGUCACUUUGCCAAUCGAUUCUGCUUCUUCAUACCCUGCAUCUACAAAGAAAGAUUGCCAGAAAGCCUGCUUCCACAACUGCUUAUGCACAGCGUUUAGUUUCAAUCCGCCUUCAGGGCCCUGCCAAAUAUGGUUUGGAGAUUUGCUAAACAUGCGCAACAUUACUUCAUCAAAAAGCAAUUCAAAUGUCUUCAUUCGGGUAGGUGCCUCUCAACUUUCUCCGAAACACAAAAACACGGGUACUGUAGGCCUAGUGCUUGGUAUUGUAGGUGCACUCACCGUUGCUCUGGGUGUCUCUUCAAUUUUAAUUUGGUGGAGGCAUCAGCUGCGGUCGAUGGACAGGCCUGCAGAUCCCUCCAACUCUUUUCUGAGAAUGUUUACUUACAAAGAAUUGAAAUUUGCGACAAGGAAUUUUAGGUCUAAGUUGGGGAGCGGAGGCUUUGGCUCCGUGUUCAAAGGAUCUCUACUGGAUGGUACGCUUGUGGCCGUAAAAAAAAUGAAGGGGUCAAUACAAGAUGAGAAGCAAUUCCGAGCGGAAAUAAGUUCUCUUGGAAACAUACAACAUGUCAAUUUGGUAAGGCUUCGAGGGUUUUGUGCAGAAAGAUUGAGACGGUUAUUGGUUUAUGAUUACAUGCCCAAGGGCUCUUUAAAUUCCUUACUGUUUAAGAGUAAUUGCAAAAGUAAAGGAGAGAUGCUCGACUGGAAGACCCGAUUUGAGAUUGCAGUAGGCACUGCAAGAGGUUUACUUUAUCUCCAUGAGGAAUGCAGAGAUUGCAUCAUUCACUGUGAUGUUAAACCUGAAAACAUUCUGCUAGAUAGUAAUUUGUCACCGAAGUUGGCCGAUUUUGGAUUGGCAAAGCUUGUGGGUAGAGAUUUUAGCUGCGUACUGACUACUACAAGAGGAACGAGAGGGUACUUGGCUCCAGAGAGGAUCUCCGGUCUUCCCAUCACUUCCAAAGUUGACGUCUACAGUUUUGGCAUGACGCUGUUGGAAAUCAUUUCUGGGAGAAGAAAUCUAGAUUUAACCGUGCAAGAUUCAAGUUUGUAUUACUUUCCUCCGUGGGCUGCAACUCAAAUUCAUCAGAGGAAGACGAUGAAUCUUGUGGAGGAGGGUGUUGCAGAGGAGGCAGACAUGGAAGAAGUGAGAAGAGCAUGUGUUGUAGCGUUAUUGUGCAUUCAAGAGGAGGAGGAAGUGAGGCCUAGCAUGAGGCAAGUGGUGCAGAUGCUGGAAGGGAAGACGGAGCUUCAAACUCCGCAGAUUCCGAGCUCUGCGGUUAGGCCACCACACCAAAGCGACACAAGCAGCUAG
Molecule: messenger RNA, 2334 nt
Organism: Cryptomeria japonica (Japanese cedar)
Lineage: Eukaryota; Viridiplantae; Streptophyta; Pinopsida; Cupressales; Cupressaceae
Product: G-type lectin S-receptor-like serine/threonine-protein kinase At2g19130
Exons: 1
Coding region: 1-2334 (777 amino acids)
Biological process (GO): recognition of pollen; protein phosphorylation
Molecular function (GO): protein serine/threonine kinase activity; ATP binding
Source: RefSeq, a predicted model, not a curated record